UUCAUAUGCAUAACCAGUAAAGGGGCGACAAAAGAACUCGUCCAAAAUGUGGAAUUAUUUUUAUAUUUUCAAUUUCAUUUGUUGCAUAAAUGCUGUUACUUAUAAUUCUUUCUAUGGAGUUCCGGCAACGGCCGAAGAAAUAGCAAAGUUUCAAGAAAAAAAUAUCGCUCAUAUAUGCUUAUCCAACUUCGAGCCGUGUGAUGAGAACGAGUGGAGCCGCGUGGAUGGCUCCUGCGACAAUCUGGAGCAUCCUACUCUUGGCAUGUAUAAUACUCCGAUGUUGAGGAUGUUACCGGCCAACUAUAGUGAAGGUUUCGAACCAAGAAAGACAAAAUCAGGAAAUGACCUCGACCUCGCGAGACAAUACCGCUUAUUACUCUUAAAAGUGGGUGAGGGGUUAAAUGAGAAGUUAACUACGGCAGUCUCGUACUUUAUGGAGUUUGUGACGGCUGAUAUAGGAUCCGCUCAUGAUAUUUUAACUUAUCUAGUUUCUGUACCAUAUUGCUGUCAACCAAAAGGCUUAAGUAACCCAUUGUGCACACCAAACUAUAUACCUGAGAACGACAACUUGCACAGAUUUACUGGCAUCACUUGCCUGAAUAUGACCAGACCGCUAUCGUUCCAGAGCACAGGAUGCGUGGCAGCUGACACGGUUCCUAACAGGAUUAAUUUGGCAACAACUAAUUUUGAUCUAUCAAUGGUGUAUUACUACGCCGCGGGAUCUAUCCAACAAACCAGGGCCUUCGAAGGUGGUCGGCUUAAAGUUGAAGUUGUUGAAGACGGUAUUUUUCCAAGCGCCGCCAACGCCAACACUACCUGUUUCUUAAAAGAAGCUUUUAAGACAGGUUGCAGCAGAAAUGUUCCAAACGGUUUGAUCGGCAUGAAUAUGUUUAUCGUGUGGGUCUGGAGAUUCCACAAUCUGAUCGCGGACACUCUAGCCAAGCUAAACCCUAGUUGGGAUGAUGAAACUCUGUUCAACACUGCGCGGGAUAUCAACAUUGCCCACUUCUUACAAAUUAUGUUUUACGAGUUUUACACUAUUAUAUUAGGUAGGGAGAAUAUGAUAAAAGAGGGGAUUAUCGGGUGUGACAAUGGGUUCAGAGAUCCUUACGAUCCUAAGGUUCUUCCUGGAUUGUCCACCGAGUUCGGUUAUGCUGCACGCUGGUUUCACAUCACGCAGGAUGCGAGGCAGCGAAUGUACGACAAAAAUAAUAAUUUCAUUGACACGGUUGCUAUCAUCAACUACUCUCUUCGCUCGCAAAAUUUAGCAUUCAACAAAACCAUGGAGGGAUUGGCGCAUGGCAUCCACAUACAGGCCGCUGCAGCAUUCGACGAUACUGUACACCCUGAUCUCGCUGAUCUUGGUCUCGGUGGACUACAACGUUCAUUUGACAUCCUCACAGCUGAUUUGUCCAAGGGAAGAUAUUUUGGAUUCGCCCCCUACAGUCAAUAUAGAGACUUUUGUACCGACUACACUAUCAAGCAUGAGAAAUUCGAAGACUUAAACUACCUCAUGAGGCCUUCUAAAAUAGAAGAGCUCCAAAGAGUUUACAAGGAUUUGGUGGAUGUUGAACUAAUGGCUGGUAUUUGGUCUGAGAACUUGAUGGAAGGAGCGUGGGUACCGCCAACUAUCUAUUGCAUUAUCGUGAACCAACUGAAGAGAAGUGUGGCCAGUAACCGUCAUUGGUACGAGAGACCCAACAGACCACACGCCUUCACCGAGGCACAAUUUCAUGAAAUCCGGAAGGCGUCGCUGGCUGGCCUACUUUGCGCUGUUGGAGAUGGUAUUUCCGAAAUCCAACCACAAGUUUUCUUGAGAAUUGGUCCCGGGAAUAAUAAGAUGGGCUGCGAGAAUAUACCAAGACUGGAUCUCACUGCGUGGAAGGACCCUAUCUCUGACAGCAGAUAUUAAUAAACGAAUCACGUCUAAACAUA
Molecule: messenger RNA, 1935 nt
Organism: Manduca sexta (tobacco hornworm)
Lineage: Eukaryota; Metazoa; Arthropoda; Insecta; Lepidoptera; Sphingidae
Product: peroxidase
Exons: 12
Coding region: 47-1912 (621 amino acids)
Biological process (GO): response to oxidative stress
Molecular function (GO): heme binding; peroxidase activity
Source: RefSeq, a predicted model, not a curated record